GGCGGAAGCGGUAGCCAGCGUCCCCCAGGGCUGCGGAGCACGACGGCUCGCGAUAGGCCGGCGGGCCGGCUCGCUCCAAGAAGAAGUGAGACGAUUGGCCGUGGGGUCCCGUCCGGGCGGAGGGAGCGUCGCCGCCGUCGCCGGGCCGCGGAGGGGAGCCGAGCGCGCGCCGCGGCGAAAUGAGUUUUUAGCCACAUAAUGAUAAUUGUAAUACACAAUGCCUGAUCAGGACAAAAAGUUGAGGAGCACAGAAAAAGCAACAGACAAACCUCAUGGGAUCUCUAAUGAGGUAUAGGAUUAUUCUGACCUGAAAAAACUUCAGUCUCUCUUGAAUGCUCAGUCAAGGAACCAACAGCUUCCAGCUAUAUAUUUUGAAAGUGUUCAAUCCAGUGUGACAAGAGCUUGUAAAAAUGUGAAAAGCAAGGAACAAGAACCCAGUGGUCAAUGGCAAGAAUCAACAGAAGCUGCUGAGCUUGAAAAAUUUAGUGUGACCUACAAGAAUGAGAGAAAUUUUAGCGAACGUCCCAAACACAGGCUGUUUCAAGAUAUCUUUAUGGCUUUAGUCAAGAACAGACUUACCCACAGGGAGUGGGUUAUUCAAGUUCCAUCCACCCAUUUUCUUAGAAUAUUGAUCUACCUGAGAUUAUUAAUAAGGGAUCCAUGCUAUCAGGAAAUGCUUCACAGCUUGGGUGGAAUUGAAAAUCUAGCUCAGUAUAUGGAAACAGUAGCAAAUAGCUGUCUUAAUUACGGAGAGGAGCAGCAUGAUGUAGACAAGUUGGUCAACAUGACAUGUAAGGAAAGAAAUCUUUUUUCUGAUCACUCUUCAGUUAGAAGUUUAUCUAGUGCAAAUGCAGCAGGGACAAUCCAGGAGCUUCAUUUGUCAGAUGAUUUGAGUCCUGAGGAGAUCCAAGAAAAUACUUUCUCACUUCAGGCGGCUUGUUGUGCUGUGAUUACUGAGCUGGUGCUCAAUGAGACUAAUGCUUACCAAGUUGUACAGGCAAAUGGAAUAUGUACAAUGCUGAUUUUACCCAACAAAGAAAGGAAUGCUGAAAAAGCCAGUUUAUUACAGUGUUAUGCUUUCAGAGCCCUGAGAUUUCUCUUCAGUAUGGAAAGAUAUCGGCAUGUUUUCAAAAGACUUUUCCCAGCUGACUUAUUUGAAAUCUUCAUUGAUAUUGGACAUUAUGUGUGUGAUAUCAGAGCUUACGAAGGGUUGGCAUCAAAGCUAAAUUUGUUAAAGGAGGAUGUACUGAAGCAAAUUGCUGAAAGUAUUGAGAGUAUGAAUCAGAAUAAGGCACCCACAAAACAUAUAGGAAAUUAUGCAAUUUUAGAGCACCUUGGCAGUGGAGCUUUUGGAAGUGUAUAUAAGAUUAGGAAGCAUAAUGGACGAAAUCUCCUGGCAAUGAAAGAAGUCAAUUUACACAAUCCAGCAUUUGGAAAAGACAAAAAAGACAGAGACAGUAGUGUAAGAAACAUUGUCUCUGAAUUAACCAUCAUCAGAGAGCAGCUUUAUCAUCCAAGUGUUGUACGAUAUUAUAGAACCUUCUUGGAAAAUGACAGAUUGUACAUAGUCAUGGAGCUCAUAGAGGGGAUGCCAUUGGGAGAACACUUUCACACUCUGAAGGAAAAACAACAACAGUUUAUGGAAGACAGAAUAUGGCAUAUAUUUAUCCAACUUUGUCUAGCUCUUUGUUAUUUGCAUAAAGAGAAGAGGAUUGUUCAUCAAGAUCUCAUUCUGAACAAUGUCAUGUUAGGGGAUAAAGACAAAGUUACAAUUACUGACUUUGGGCUUGCAAAGCAGAAGCAAGAAAACUGCAAACUUGCAUCAGUAGUAGGAACCAUUCUAUACUCAUGUCCUGAAGUUGUGAAGAGUGAGCCGUAUGGAGAAAAGGCUGAUGUCUGGGCUGCAGGAUGCAUCCUUUAUCAGAUGGCAACUCUGAACCCACCAUUUUACAGCCCCAAUAUGCUCUCCUUGGCUACUAAGAUAGUAGGGGCUAUGUAUGAACCUGUGCCAGAAGGACUGUACUCUGAAAAAGUGUCAUUUACCAUUAAGAGAUGCUUGACUCCUCAUGCAGAGGCGCGUCCAGACAUAGUGGAGGUCAGCUCACUGCUGCCUGAUGUUAUGAUGAAAUACCUGGAUGUUCUAUCCACCUCUCAUCUCAUGUUGGAGAAGAAACUGGAUCAGGAGAGGAGACGAACCCAGCAGUACUCCAUGGAGGCUAAUUGAAAUGCAGUAACCUAUCACCAUCAGCUUUCCAUUUUAUCACAAAAAAAUUAUGACAAGUUGAGUCCAAGUAGCAGCAAUGGAGCAACCAGUUGCAAAAGUCAAUUUUCAGAAAAUACUGACCUUCCAGUUGAUAGUUGUCAGUCUGCAUGUAGAAAAUAUGAGGAAGGAACAUAUGAAGAAAUUCUGGUAGAGUAUCACAGGACUAUAGAGAAAGGUAUAAUUAAACAAAGUUUUAGUACUUCUGGAAGAGAACCAAAGAUAAGAGAUUAUGUUGACAGUCCUGGAUCAAGAUUGCGACCAGCAUCAGCAGGAAUUGCUGUAUCACAAAGGAAGGUGCGUCAGAUCACUGACCCCGUUCAGCAGAUUCUUAUUCAGCUCUACAAAAUUAUCUUCAUCACUCAACUUCCUCCAGCUUUGCAAUGCAACUUGAAAAGGAGAAUCAUUGAGAGGUUCAAGAAGUCCCUCUUCAGUCAGCAGAGCAAUCCUUGUAAUCUGAAAUCAGAAAAGAAAAAGUUGCUGGAAGGUUCUCCUGAAUUGAUUGAGCCCAACAUCUUCACAGCAGAUUAGCAUGUGGUACUUCUUUCUUCGGGUGGAAAUAUGUUGCUUCCAGAUGAUAGAAAAAGCAUGGUUGGCACUUCUGACAUGGCAGAAGGGGUGACAUAUGAGCAGUUGCAGACUCUAAUUAAAGAGGUUCUAGAGGAAAAUGAUUAUUACAGUUUCUCUUCUAACAGGCUCUACCUCCUCCCCCACAGUGGCACAGGAAGGUGGGAAAGGGGUAUACGGUCAGUUCAUCACACACUGUUCCUGCUACUGAUCAGGAAGAAGAGUCCUUCCUCUGCUCCAGUGUGGGGUUCCUCCCACAGGAGACAGUUCUCCAUGAAUUUCUCCAGCAUGAGUCCAUCCCAUGGGCUACAGUUCUUUAUGAACUGUUCCAGCAUGGGUCACUUUUCCACAGGAUGCAGUCCUUCAAGAACAGCCUGCUGUAGUGUGGGUCCCCCACAGGGUCAUAAGUCCUACCAGCAAACCUGCUCCAGUGUGGGCUCCUCUCUCCAUGGGUCUGCAGGUCCCUUCCUGGAGCUUGCUCCAGCACAGGUUUCCCAUGGGUUCACAGUUUCUUUUCGGACAUCCACCCACUCCAGCAUGGGUCUCCUUCACAGGCUGCAGGUGGAUCUCUGCACUCCCAUUAACCUUCAUGGGCUACAGAGAAACAGCCUGUUUCACCAUGGUCUUUCACCACAGGCUGCAGGGGAAUGUCAGCUCUGGCACCUGGAACACCUCCUCCCAUUCCUUCACUUGACCUUGGUGUCUGCAGAGCUGUUCCUCUCGCAUAUUCUCACUCCUCUUGUGUCUGAGUGCAAUUAAAUCUGCACAAUAACCUUUUCUUAAAUAUAUUAUCGCAGAUGUGUUACUAUCAUUCCUGAUUGGAAUUGGCCAGUGGUGUGUCCCUCCUGGCACUGGCAUUGGCUCUGUUGGACAUGGGAGAAGCUUCUGGCAGCUUCUCAUAGAAACCACUCGUGUAGCCCCCUCGCUACCAAAACCUGGCCAAGCAAACCCAGUACAUUUUGAAUCCUAUUAUUUGCUGUGAUGCGUAAUUUUGUUUGGUUCCCAUCCCCACUAUUACAUUAAUUGUUUCCCAGACAAGGUUCUACUCCCAAAUAACUUAUUAUUUUUUCCUUUUCUUCCAGGGAAUUGACAGACCACACUUUGGCCUUGGCUGUCAAAAACUUGUUUAUAUUUCCAGAGAACUUGCCAUGUUUUCUGUAGUGUGUGCUGCUUGGUGCCAAUCAGAGCUUUCAGAACUUGAGCAGUUUGGGUUGUUUUUUUUGUUUUUUUUUUUUUUUUUUUCUGCUUGCACUCUCUCCAAAUAGCCAAACAGUCCAGUUUUGAUAACUGUCCAGUAUUGAAUGAUUCAUUUGGCUGGCAGACAUGAAUCAUUAGGUUUCACCUUGAACUCUCCAGCAGCUUAAGUGAGCUAGAAGAACAAAUCAGUCUCCCAAGCUGCACUGCAAGUCGCUUAUUGGUGUCCACCAUUAUCUGGUUUUAUUCCAUCAUGCAGUAAUUGGUUUGCAGCCCUCUCUGCAACAUCCUUUCAGCCAUUCUUGCCUAAAGCUGUUUUGAGCCUCGCUCUACUUCCUCUCCUUUAUACACAGUGAAACACUUCAGAAGCAACUGCAAAUUUUCUGGCAGAAACUUAGUACAUCCUGUGGCUUUCUUGGGAUCCCUUUCUUAGAAAAGUGUUCACAGAAAAGCUUUAGAAAAAAGUACUAGGAGUAAUGAGUAUCUAUAUCAUUUGCUUUAGCAACAUAUAGGACAAUAUUUUAAUAUUUAUUUUAAUAUUUAUUUUAAAACUUUCUUAACUUAUGUUAAAAGCUUUUAGUUUAGAUUGAGUUUUUCAUUUUCUAAGAUAGGAAGUUGUAAUGAUGCAGCAUGUGUGGGCCUUUCGCAGUGGAAACAGUGUGACAGCACUUCUAGCAGGAAACAAAUUGCCUUCUCUUCAGCCCAUUAUACCUUUCUAGCUCUUCGAGUAGUAAUGGGAAGAAAAAGAGCUCCAAAGGCUCAAAAGCCCUCGGAGGACACAUCAAAACACCACAAACUUAA
Messenger RNA from Pseudopipra pipra, 4822 nucleotides. RefSeq names its product NIMA related kinase 10 (gene NEK10). Gene Ontology annotation, molecular function: protein serine/threonine kinase activity; ATP binding. NCBI's taxonomy places the organism in Eukaryota, Metazoa, Chordata, Aves, Passeriformes, Pipridae. Gene Ontology annotation, biological process: regulation of cell cycle G2/M phase transition; positive regulation of MAP kinase activity; protein phosphorylation. The record is from RefSeq and is a predicted model, not a curated record.